Cuculus canorus (common cuckoo) is the source of this 3741-nucleotide messenger RNA. RefSeq names its product cholinergic receptor muscarinic 4 (gene CHRM4). Gene Ontology annotation, molecular function: G protein-coupled serotonin receptor activity; G protein-coupled acetylcholine receptor activity. The record is from RefSeq and is a predicted model, not a curated record. Gene Ontology annotation, biological process: G protein-coupled receptor signaling pathway, coupled to cyclic nucleotide second messenger; regulation of locomotion; adenylate cyclase-inhibiting G protein-coupled acetylcholine receptor signaling pathway. The transcript has 4 exons. Bases 561 to 2216 code for a protein of 551 amino acids. Gene Ontology annotation, cellular component: dendrite; synapse; plasma membrane. Lineage: Eukaryota; Metazoa; Chordata; Aves; Cuculiformes; Cuculidae.
GCAAGGCUUGUACUUGUCCCUGGAGCAGGGAGACCUGCUCUUGUAAGGAAUCAGAUUUUGAGCUUGAAAGUCCCUGCUCUCUUCCCCUCCAGUUCCUCCUCCGGUGCUGCCUCUCCUGGAGGUGUCUGAUGCUUACUGCUAAACUCUCCCCAGGGAAAGCUCAGCUAAUCCAGGCACCACUUGUUGCUGUAAUCCACCGCUGUUGUCCUUCCUCUCCUUCUCCUCUCUCAUAGCUGAGGCCAAAUUCCUUUCUGACAGUGGGACCAGUAGAAGCAGCAGGGUUAUUUCUGUUACGCUGCCUUGGAACAGCUGGGUCCUAUUAAAGCUCCAGCCCAGAUAUAUAAAAGAACGUGAGCAUCUCUCUGAGGCAGAGAGCAUUAAUGCAGUAGACAGGAGGGGAGAAGUGCGGCUCUAGUCCAAGCUCAGCUGAAAGCUGGCUCAGCAUGGGCUGAGUUCUGCCACCAGACCUCUCCUCCCGGGGAGCCGAGGCAGAGGGCACAGAAGGGUGGGAACGGCAGCCACGUUGCAGGAUGCUGCUGUGGUGAGACUUCUCCCCAGUGAUGUUACCCACCGGAGCUGCUGCAGGCAGGAGAGCUGCUGGGGAACCAUCGGUGCCCAGGAGUUGCGGGCUGGGCACAGCAGGCAUCUGCCUCCGAGCAGUGUCACCCCUUUGUCAAGGCCACCUCUGUUGGAAAGAUUUCAUCUUCCAGAAGGAGCUGUUUGCUGCCAGAGACACAGAUUCCAUGCACAACCUCUCUGCCCAGCCCUGGCAGGCGAAGAUGGCCAACCUGACCUAUGACAAUUUCACCCUUGGCAACCGCUCCGAGGUGGCCAUCCAGCCUCCCACUAACUACAAGACAGUGGAGCUGGUUUUCAUUGCCACCGUCACUGGCUCGCUCAGCCUUGUCACCGUGGUGGGAAACAUCCUGGUGAUGCUGUCCAUCAAGGUGAACCGCCAGCUCCAGACUGUCAACAACUACUUCCUCUUCAGCCUGGCCUGCGCAGACCUUAUCAUCGGCGUCUUCUCCAUGAACCUCUACACAGUUUACAUCAUCAAAGGCUAUUGGCCACUGGGGGCUGUGGUGUGUGACCUCUGGCUGGCCCUGGACUAUGUAGUAAGCAAUGCCUCUGUCAUGAACUUACUCAUCAUCAGCUUUGACCGGUACUUCUGUGUCACCAAGCCCCUGACAUAUCCAGCCAGGAGGACCACCAAGAUGGCAGGGCUAAUGAUUGCGGCCGCAUGGAUAUUGUCCUUCAUUCUCUGGGCCCCUGCCAUCUUGUUCUGGCAGUUCAUAGUGGGCAAGAGGACUGUACCUGAGAGGGAAUGCUACAUCCAGUUCCUCUCCAACCCAGCAGUGACCUUUGGCACAGCCAUUGCUGCUUUCUACCUGCCUGUGGUCAUCAUGACGGUGCUGUACAUCCAUAUCUCCCUGGCCAGCAGGAGCAGGGUGAGGCGGCACAAGCCUGAAAGCAGGAAAGAGAGGAAAGGGAAGUCCCUCAGGUUCUUCAAGGGCCCCCUGAUCAAACAGAACAACAAUAAUUCCCCCAAGAGAGCCAUGGAGGUGAAGGAGGAGGUGAGGAAUGGGAAAGUGGAUGACCAGCCCUCAGCACAGACAGAGGCCACUGGCCAUCAGGAGGAGAAGGAGACCUCCAAUGAAUCCAGCACAGUCAGCAUGACCCAGACCACGAAAGACAAGCCCACGGCAGAAAUCUUGCCAGCAGGGCAGGGACAGAGCCCAUCCCACUCCCGAGUGAACCCAUCAUCCAAGUGGUCCAAGAUUAAGAUUGUCACCAAGCAGACUGGGACUGAAUGCGUCACUGCCAUUGAGAUUGUCCCAGCUAAGGCAGGAGCCUCUGACCACAACUCCUUGGCUAACAGCCGUCCAGUCAAUGUUGCCAGAAAGUUUGCUAGCAUCGCCAGGAGCCAAGUACGGAAGAAGCGCCAGAUGGCAGCCCGGGAGAAGAAAGUCACCCGCACCAUAUUUGCUAUCCUGCUAGCCUUCAUACUCACUUGGACUCCAUACAAUGUGAUGGUCCUCAUUAACACCUUCUGUGAGACCUGCGUACCAGAAACAGUGUGGUCCAUCGGAUACUGGCUCUGCUACGUUAACAGCACCAUCAACCCAGCCUGCUAUGCCCUCUGCAAUGCCACUUUCAAGAAAACCUUCAAGCACCUUCUCAUGUGCCAGUACAGGAACAUUGGCACAGCCAGGUAAACUGACACUCAGGGACCACUUCAGCAACAUUAUGGAAGACCUUCCCUUUGCCUCCUUUGUCAGAAGGGACCCUCUGCUCCCCACUCACAACAGUGCAGACUGUGCAGUGAUUGCAGAUGAUGCCCUUCAUCCAGUGCUGACAAAGGUCCAAGGCACCUCUGAGCACCAUCUCUUUCCAGUUACCCUGGGCCUGGGGACUAGCUUGGGGAGCCAACAGAAAAGCCAGAGGCAAGAGGAGAUGUGGUCACCAGGAGCCUUCCCCAGCUCCCUGCUUUUGAGAGAUCAGCCAAGUGGCAUCAGUGUUUGUCCUAAGACUAGACGCCUCUUCUUUCCCUGGCUGACCAUCUCCAGGGCACCAGAGCUUGUCUGCAUGCAGACGGCCUAAUGCUGGAUGCUUUCAGUAGGCUUUAAAACUAUUUAUUAACCAAGAAAUGAAAAGAAACCAGGGCUAAACAUUUGCCAGCCAUUUUGGACCAGGCAUGCAUGGACCAGGCAUGCUGGCUCAGGCAUGCUCCCAGGAAGUCCUGCUGGCCCAACUGGGCCCCAUCCUGAGGCAGUCAAGAUUGUGCACUAGCAGAUGUGGCGAAUUACUUCCUUUCCCUUGAGAGACAUCAUUGUGUAUCCUCACCCAGGGACCAAGCGGCUGGAAACUUUCCCUGGGCUUCAGUUCACUCUCCCCUUCAUGCCCUUUCUGCCCUCUGCCAGUAAUUGGCUGGACAAGCAGACAACCCAUGCAUCUUACUCCUGGGUGAAGAGUGUGAAACCUAGUCACCUCCUACACUGAUGAAAACUAAAACUGCAAAGGAAAGCAGUGGUGUGGUGUGGGACUUCUCUCCAUGGCCCUGGGGGAACAUGGCCCCUAAGAAGUGGGCAACAGCAACAGUGAAAAUAACUGUCCUUGGGAGGGAUGGGGGGAGCUGGGUGUCUUGCAGGGGGUCAGGAAGAGGGUCUGCAAUGUGGCUGAGGUGCCUUGUAUCUCAUCUGGGCCAUGAAUAGGCCCCUGCACUCCUCAUGGCAGCUAUGGAGGCUUGAUGCAUAGCUCCGGAGGUGGGAGAGGAUGGCAGUGGCCCCCAGCUCCACUCCUGCCUCACGUGCAAGGUGAUGCCCUAGGGAAGCUGAAGGACCUGUCUGCUGAGCCUUGUAAAUGGACAUAACCCUGUUGUUGGUGUUGUGGUGGAACCCUCAGCAUGCGGGCUUCGGCCAGUGUCUCCAGCCCCGUUCUCAGCCCACCCAUGUGCGCAGCCCAGACCAACCCAGGGCUGCUCCUCAGCUUGUCCCAAAGCCAGGUCUCUGCAAGCCCUGGUGGGUUCAGCCGAGUGCAGCUGAGGGAAUGGAAUGGGUCCAUGCUGGCACCAGCAAGCCUUCCAUCUGUAUCCCUCCUGCCCCCACGCCAGGGCAAUACUGUGCAACCUGGAGAAAGGCUACCUUGGCCCAGGUGGGUAAUCCCCUUAUGCCACUGCCUUUAGGAUAAUUCACAUAGCAGUGCCCAAAAUGCCUGGCAGGCUUCUGGUUUGGUUUGUUUGUU